Messenger RNA from Gopherus flavomarginatus (Mexican gopher tortoise), 1254 nucleotides. RefSeq names its product dynein axonemal heavy chain 2-like. Gene Ontology annotation, biological process: microtubule-based movement. Gene Ontology annotation, cellular component: dynein complex. Bases 1 to 1254 code for a protein of 417 amino acids. Lineage: Eukaryota; Metazoa; Chordata; Testudines; Testudinidae. The record is from RefSeq and is a predicted model, not a curated record. The transcript is spliced from 8 exons. Gene Ontology annotation, molecular function: dynein light intermediate chain binding; ATP binding; dynein intermediate chain binding.
AUGGCCCGAGGGGCAGGGAGGGAAAGCAAGGAGAUUGAUGUGUGGUCUCCCCUCUCUCUUUCCAGGUGCUACAUAACUCUGAUGACAGCCCUUCACCUCCACUGGGCAGGAUCUCCCAAAGGCCCUGCCGGCACAGGGAAAACAGCGACUGUGAAAGACCUGGGUAAGGCCCUGCGCUUGUAUGUGAUUAUACUGAACUGCUCCGAAGGCCUGGAUUAUAAAUCCAUGGGGAGCACGUACUCGGGCCUGGCUCAGACAGGAGCCUGGGGCUGCUUUGACGAGUUCAACCGCAUCAACAUUGAGAUGCAGUCUGUGGUGGCCCAGCAGAUUCUCUCCAUUCUCUCUGCCUUGGGCGUCAACAUCACCACCUUCACCUUUGAGGCCCAUAAGAUCAAGCUGGUGUGGUCCUGUGGUAACUUCAUCACCAUGAACCCAGGUGGGAGUGGCCAGGGCUACUGGGUGCCAUGGGGCAGAGCUGCCCAACAACUCAAGUCCAUAUUCUGUCCCAACUCCAUGGUGGUGCCAAACUCCACGCUUAUCGCAGAGAUCAUCCUCUUCAGAGAAGGGUUCAGCAACUGUAAGCUCCUGGCUGAGAAGAUCUACACGCUGUACUCGCUGGCAGUGCAGCAGCUGUCCAAGCAGGACCACUACGACUUUGGCCUGCAGGUGCUGACGUCGCUGCUCCGCUACGCUGAGAAGCAGCACAGAGUGCACCUCAACAUCAACGGCGAAGAGGUUUGUGACUGCCUGCAGCACUUUGCCCGCUGGGAGGAUGGGACGCAGACCCCACUGCCCUGUUCCUUUGGACACUGGGGGCCCCAGAUGACCCAGAACCUGCUGGAGAGAGAGGAGACCUUUCAGAAGCACCUGCACACCCUGCGGAACAGGAAGGGUGGCAGCCUGGACCUUUUCCCUUCUCGCUGCGAAUCCCCACAGCCCUGCGACGCGAGGGUCCGCUCCGGUGUCAAAGACCUGGAGGUGAUGGCCCAAAACUUGAUCACCUCAGCCUUUGAGACGGGUGGCUCCCAGGCUGCUCAUGGGCUCUUCCAGAAGCUUAAGCUGAGCCGGAAGGUCAAGGAUUGGAACAGGGAAAUUAUUGAGACUUCCAAGGUGAAGGUCGAGCAGUUUAAGAGGACGAUGCCCCUGCUCUCAGACCUCAGGAACCCGGCCUUGCAGGCUCACCUGAGGUCACCAUCUGCACCUGCGUUGCUGACCCUCUGGAGAGUGGCUGAAAGCUGCUCCUCCAUAGCGUAA